Messenger RNA from Saccostrea cuccullata (small rock oyster), 1432 nucleotides. RefSeq lists its product as uncharacterized. Bases 266 to 1249 code for a protein of 327 amino acids. Lineage: Eukaryota; Metazoa; Mollusca; Bivalvia; Ostreida; Ostreidae. The record is from RefSeq and is a predicted model, not a curated record. The transcript is spliced from 4 exons.
GUACAGCCGUGUGUGUUUUAAAUCACCACAGUAUCUUCAGAGUGGGGUCAUCAAUUGUCAUAGCUAUGUCUUUUUUCUCUCCAAAGUGCCAGGUCGACCCCCGUGUCAGUUGUCUGUCAUUGUUGGCUGUUGGUAUGGAAGCUUUGGCAUUUUUCAAAUAUACAGACUUCCAAGGCUCCUUGGAUUCUGUUUUUGAUAUCAACUAAAUAAUUUAACUGUCAUUUUUGUUUUAUAAUUUGAUUGGGAAUGGACAACUGAGGAAAAUAUGUCUAGAUACAGGAGCAUACGAAUUGACAUUCACAACAACCUAAAAGACACCGUUGCCAAUGGUUACCUCAAUAGGUCAUACAAUGGCGGAAGAAACUAUGCAAAAUGGAAGACCUACUUCCGCCGGAACUUCUGCAAUCUGCCAAUUCACGAGGAUUGCAACGCCACGCGAGAUUUAGCAUAUCUGGAGAGAAAGGGAUAUAUAAAAGUUGGAGAAUACGACGUUCUUGUUGAUGUUUUCCGGAAAAUUGAUGAAAGAGCGAUAGAGUACAUAGAGAAAAGAACGUCUGAUAUAAAAGCAGUUGGAAAAGAUGUCCGAAAAAAGAAGUGGGCAAGACUGAGAGUUCUGGCGAAUCCAGCCAUUUUUCUCGAGGAACAGGAGAAAGUCUUCUCUGAACUUUUCCAGGCUAUCGCUGACCACAUGAAGCAUCCGCACUGGAACUCCGAUUUCCAAGCAGUGACCCGGAUGUCAAACGUCAUGGCCGACAAAUCAGACAUGAACACCCAUCUUGCAGAUUUCGUAAAUGGUUUGGUCAAAACGACGUCACACCUUCGCAACAUGACCGAUGACGUCAUUCAUAAAUUCGUCAUCGAAACUCUUAACUUCGCUACGUCACUUCGAACCGAUUUUGGAUUCGCCGUUCAGAAAAUAAGAUCAAAAUGUGUGGAUUUCUACGGCGAGUUUGCCAAAGAUCCAGAUCAGCAGAUGGAGAAUAAACUCCGUGAUUUUACCUGCGCUGAAAUGUCAACUUUGUUGUCACUAGCUGGUUUCAGUAAGAACCAAUUGAACCUGCAUAUGGAUCUACACUACUUUCCUAGGGAUAUUUACGGUAAAAUAAUGGAACACUGGGACUUUUAUCACCACACCAUGCAUCUUCAAAGGUCAAAGGACAAGACGUUUAUGAGUCAAGAUUUCAUUCAUAGAGAGAAUGAAAAGUUGAGAAGCCAAAAUCCAAGCAGAACUUCGUCAAGAUUCAAAUGAAUUACAAGGCUAAUUAAACAAUAAACAGCCCCCACCUGAUAAACCUUGGAUCUAUUUUUUUCUUACUAUCUUACAUUGUUAUUUUUCUUUCUUUUUCCAUUUUUACUUCAGGAUGCCUUGCAGAAGAAUAACAACGAACUAUUUCAUGUAUUUAUAUUUAAAUAAAAUGUACACAGAGUAAUA